AUGCUCGAGUUCCAGAGCGCAGUCGACGACGUCGUCGCUGCCACGUAUGUCCCGGCGACCAUGGAGCUCGUCGCUCUUGGCUCGACGUGCGUGCUCCGGCACAAGGUUCGGCCAAGUGCAAAGGCCACGACGCCGCUCUGGCGCCACGGCGCCGACGUCGACGUUAGCGGGAGCCGGCUCCUCUGCAGCUCGAGCGAGUACAUACUUUUGCAGCUUGCCGGUGACACUACUCUCGCGCUCUACAACGUUGGCGCCGACACCAUGGUCGUCGAGACGAUUCCGUCGUCGCUGCAGCAGCCCUUUCUUGUCGCUGCCAUGUCGCCCACCAGCGCGACCGUCGUCCUGCUCGCCUCGGACCCCAACGCUGCCGUGCGAUGGCGCGUACCAUCUCCAGGUAUGGAGCCAAGCGUCGAUCCAUCAUCUGCGUGGUCGAGCAUCUCGUUGGUCGCACCGUGUGGAAUGCCAUGGGCCGCGUCGUUGCACUCGCGUCUUCUCGGUUCUGUCUUUGCGAUCGGCUACGUGGUGUUGCGAGCAGCUGCGCUGGAUGUGCACACGACCUACAUGGACGACGAAGACGAUAGCGUUGUAGCGAUGCGAGUGCGCUCACUUGCGCGGCCUUCUGCGUCGACGAGCGUCGUGUCGGUCGCCUUGCACCGACCGAGCCAAUGCCUUGCCAUCGUCGUUGCGCCGUCCACAGCCGUCUUUGCUUCCAUCGCCACCGACCACGAAGCGACGUAUACCACAUCCGAGACGAUCGUGGCGAGUGCAUGGCAUCCGCGUCUGCCGCAUCUCGUGGUCUUGACAGCGCAAGGCUCCAUCUACGUCGUGCAAGGCCAAUCGGGUACGCGGAUCAAAGCAACACUCGUUAUUGUGGCGACCUCAAUGCCGCCGGAUCUACAUAUCUCGAUCUUUGGCGACACCGACCGCGCCAAGCUGCUCGUGCACUCUGCCACGAUCAUACAGCUGUACACGCUCCAGGUCGCGGCGCCACCACCAUCGCCACCAUCGUCGUCGAUCCUAUGCACCUCGGACGUCCCUCCGCCUGCAGAGUCCCUCCGCGUCUCGGCCUUUCUCGAGAGCCCACCCACCGACGUCGACGCGGCCCUCGACGCCUUUCUAGCGUCCAGUGCACUUUGCAUUGCGACGCGAAGAGAACACGUGCUGCUCAAGCUCGUCGCGGUUGCGGUACACCCGCUGCAUUCGCGUGUGGCAUGCUUUUCGAUCCGGAGUCUGGUCUUUUUCCUCCUCCACGUGGCGCUGCAUGCGCCAUUGGACUGCAUUGAUCGACUUACCAACUUGCUUCGGGACGCACCGCCGGCCGACCACUGGGCGCCCAAGUACGCCAGCCUCUUGGGGCAGCUGCGAGCUCCUAGCCGCCCGCUACCGUACGCCCCGGCCAUCGCUACAUACCUCGCAACCUUGGAUGUCGACCCGGCGCACACGAGAGCUCUCGGCAGUUAUGACGUCGCGACAUCAUGCCGCCUCGCCGACGUGGCCUGGCUCCGGCAGCAGCCCCACGACGUUGCGUACCUGCAAGCACUCGGCUGCGUACUUGCAUUGCACUACCUGGGGCUCACACCACACAUGCUGCUCGGGCGGCACCUUGUGGCGCUGAGCUUGUGGGCCGAGCUACCCCCCGUCGCUCAAUGGUCCCGCACCGCGGCGCUCCAACUCGUGGCGAAACUCGAAGCGCUGUGUCAUUUUGUCAUUCAGAUCGGCGCGACGUUCACGACUGCAAGCACCGAAGCAUUUCUCCGCGACCUCUGCGCCGAGCGAAGAUCGCUCCACACGAUCGUCUGCUCACGGUACUUGGCGACCGUCUUGCACGUGUACCGGACGCUGCCGGUGCUCUCGGACCUCCACGUCGUCGGGUCGAUCGCCGACGUCGACGGCCUCCACACCGCGUCGCCGUUUCUCGCUGCGUAUCGGGUCGAUACCAAGCGCACCGUCGCGGUGGCCAGUGCACGCGAGGCCGCUGCGAUCGCCUUUGUGGUCCGGCGACUCCACGCCGUGCGCGCCCACUUGGCGGCUAGCGACCACGGUCUGCCCUGUCUCUUUGCCGUGCUUGGGGCCAACGCGCCGCCGUUGCACCAUGUGGCCAAGCUCUUGCAGCCAAGUUUGCCGCUGCUUGGCCUCAAGACGUCAUCGCCAUCCACGUACGCUCCACGUGCGGCAGCAAUCGCGCGAACGAUCGUGUGGACGGUAUGGACCGCCGUGGCUCGAGAUGCCGCCGCAAUCUCGCUGCGCGCCAAGCUCCCAGGCGGCAUUUGGCACAUAAUUCGCGUGCCGACGCACGUCUUUGGCCUACCAGUUGCUGACGUUCGAAGCAUCCAGCUGGCAGCGCUGCAUGAGAGUCUAUCUUGGUCGUCGACGCCACUGGAGACGGCGCAUGCGCUGGCGUACCUCCGGGCGUCCUCGAUGGCCCCCACGCGCUUGACCAAACGCGAGCAGCGUCUCGUCGCCGAAGUCAAUCUUCGCAUUGGGUCCAACUACGUUGAAACCAAGCAAGUGUUUCUCGAGCGGCAGCUUGGCUCGUUGGGCGGCGCCCUGCGACUCGUCCGCGGCGACCCGCUCUUUUGGCACGUGUGCCAGCACGUGGGACUCGAUAGCAGCCCGGGCCGCGUCGUCGUCGUGGAAGAUCGCGCCGACGACGUGCAGAGCUACUCGGAUGCGAUUUCGCGCCUUGAAGUACUCGAGCUGCUUCACGCGCAGGAGAGCGCGCUCGCACACCAAGUCGUAGCCGUCACAAAGACACUUGUUCAAGGGAGUCGAGCCCCACCUAUCGCGACAAGCUGCCAAGCCACGGCGACCGACGCCGUGCCACAGACAACCACCGCCACCCAAGUCCACUCGGCUGCCGUAGUACCUCGCGUGCUCUUGAAGCUGCGUUCCGACACGGCAAUCACGACAUCACCCGUGACCCUCGCCAAGCGCGCGAGCUUGAAUUCGGUGAUACCACCAUCAUCGGAACCAGUGCCGAGUCGCCCACACAACGAAGCCCCAGCUUUUACCUCGAAACCCAUCUCGUCCAAGCAGUCGUCUCGUAAUGUGCUGCAGCUUCUACAGCUGCAAAAGGCCAAACUUCGAGAGCCAGCUGCGGCCCCUAGACCGCUCGAGCGCGCCCGCACGAUGGUGCUACCGCCGCCUGUCGUGCAGCCGCUCACAUUUAGCGGCCACGACCCGUCGACUGCCCAUCUCAAGCUCCUUCGAAAGGCUGCGAGCAUGGCCAGCGUCCCGUUGCGACCAAAGAGCUUUGAGCCUGCUGUGCCCAGUGCACGCGUCGUCCUCCCGAAUCCCAUUUCCGACGCGACGCCGAUCCAAGACGCCUGCAGUCAAACAGCAAUCGUCGAGGACGUCGUCGAGCCGCCUGCGCGUUUGGUGCAGGAUGGCGCGACCAACACGGUGCUUCACGAGGUCGUCGUCGACAGCACACAGACCGAGGAGACUCGCGUCGAAGCGCAUCGGCCGAUCCAACUCAAAAAGCCUCCGCCGUUCCCCGUAUUUGUGCAGCUGCAGUCCAAGACCCCAGCAUCCACGUAUCUGCACGUUGUGGAUCUGGCUUCGACGCCGCCGGUCGUGGCGGUGCCAUUGCAAGACACGCUUGCUGUUGCAUGCGAGGCCGUUGCUGCUGUCGAGUGCCCCUCCGAGGUACGCACGUCGACGUCCCCAACCGUCGCAUCGCCACUGGCCGACUCGCCGACCGCGAUGGAGACGACUCGAAGCCAGACCAGUGUCGUUGCCGAGGGCACGACAGCGACCGAAGCACCGAUCGGGCUCAUGCGCUUCUCGUCCAUGAAGCAGCAGCUCGAUGACAUGCGAAAGAGGCUCGCUGACAUUGAGCAGUUUGCCGACGCCAUCGAGUCGGACUUUUCUGCCUCGCACGAGAUGAUGAAUCGCAUCGAGGCGCGACGGCGCGCCAUGACACCAAGUGCGUUUGUCAAGCAACUUUCUGCCCUCGAGGCCACGCACACGCACCUUGCAUCGUCGAUCGCCACCACCAAGUACGCUACCGAGUCCGUCGCCGUGUACUGA
This is a messenger RNA of Saprolegnia parasitica CBS 223.65, 4032 nucleotides long. RefSeq lists its product as hypothetical. The coding region runs from base 1 to 4032 and encodes 1343 amino acids. Lineage: Eukaryota; Oomycota; Saprolegniomycetes; Saprolegniales; Saprolegniaceae. The record is from RefSeq and is a predicted model, not a curated record. The transcript is spliced from 5 exons.